AAGAGAAGUGUCUGAUGAGAGAUAUGAAAACAUGUUGAAAGAAAAGUUUGAGUUAGCAAUGGGAUCGACACCAGAAUGGGCUCAGCUUGACCGCAAGAUUGAAAAUGAUUCUGAUGAUGAGGGUGAUUUUAAUAGGAGAACUGGAAAUUACAUAUCCUCAGAAGGCCCUUCAAGGCUACCCAAAUCAGUGCUAGAAUACAAGAUGCUUUCAGACCUGAAUCGUGCAACCUAUGCUGAAGGUGCUAUUAUCAAAGGAGUGGAGUUCAAUCCUGUUUUCCAAGUGGCCUUAGUAGCAGGAUUUUCAAAAACAAAUGGCUCCGCAUCACUAUUCCAGGUUGAUGGCUUACACAACCACAAAAUCCAGACUAUGAAGUUCCCAAGAUUCCCCAUAAAGUGUGCCAAGUUCUUCAAGGAUGGGCGGCGAUUUGUGGUGGGGUCAGACCUGUAUGGGCACUUCUUUGUAUAUGAUAUGGAAGGUGGUAAAGAGAUCAUGAUACCCUGGAACAAAUCAGAAGACCGAAAGUGCAUGAAGCAAUUUGUAAUUUCCCCUGAUGGUGAACUUUUGUUCUUCUUUGGGUCCAAAUCACUGAUUCACAUCUUUGACACCAAAACCCUCUCUCACAUUGACACACUUCAGGCCUCAGAGGAAGUAACAUCAGCCACCUUCAAUUCAAGUGGAACAAGGAUGUAUACCCAUGGAAAUGGAGGUGAUGUACUGACCUGGGAUAUUAACAAUAGAGUGUGUGUACAUAAGUUCUAUGAUGAUGGUUGCAUAGAUGGAAUGUCAAUAGCUCUUUCUCCAAAUAACCAAUACUUAGCUUGUGGAUCGUCAUCAGGCAUUGUAAAUAUAUAUGACACUGCUGACCUUACAAAGGAUACGCCAUUACCUGUGAAAGUUCUAGAUAAACUUGUCACAUCUGUGACUUCGCUGACUUUCAAUCCUUCGUCUGAACUUCUUGCAAUGGGAUCACAUUUCAAAGAAAAUGCUUUUAAAUUAGUACAUUUCCCUUCAAUGACAUACUUCACCAACUUUCCAAGAGAGGGCACAAACCUAGCAAGAGUCCAAGUCACACGGUUUUCACCAAAUGGAGGUUAUAUCGCAGCUGGUAAUAAUGGAGGAACAGUACGCUUAUUCAGGUUAAAACAUUAUGGUAGUUAUUAAGAGAGUAUAAGAAAAAAUAUCGAUAAGACUUGAGAAUAUGUAUUAUUCCAAAAUAAAGU
Molecule: messenger RNA, 1221 nt
Organism: Penaeus vannamei (Pacific white shrimp)
Lineage: Eukaryota; Metazoa; Arthropoda; Malacostraca; Decapoda; Penaeidae
Source: RefSeq, a predicted model, not a curated record